Carassius auratus (goldfish) is the source of this 1990-nucleotide messenger RNA. RefSeq names its product B2 bradykinin receptor-like. The record is from RefSeq and is a predicted model, not a curated record. Gene Ontology annotation, cellular component: membrane; external side of plasma membrane. The transcript is spliced from 2 exons. Gene Ontology annotation, molecular function: bradykinin receptor activity; C-C chemokine binding; C-C chemokine receptor activity. Lineage: Eukaryota; Metazoa; Chordata; Actinopteri; Cypriniformes; Cyprinidae. The coding region runs from base 256 to 1344 and encodes 362 amino acids. Gene Ontology annotation, biological process: calcium-mediated signaling; cell chemotaxis; G protein-coupled receptor signaling pathway.
UCAUAAUCUUUAUCUUCAUAUCCGCUUCGUAACAGUGCAAGUAUUUUACACAGGCGAAAGACAGCCAGAGCAUGACAAACGGAAAAUGAGAACAGAUCCAGGCAUCCACUGACGACAGCCUCAUUAUGCGUUUAUAAGAGAGUCUGUCUGAUCUGACCAGCGUCUAGUUGGAGAAGAUUCAGCGAGACAACCCAUCGGGAGUAAACAGAUCUGGAUCUAUAAUCUGGAGCUGCCACUUAACAUGAAAGUGUCCCAAUGGAACUAAAUUCAUCAAACCUCCCCUGCAAUGACACAGUCGCCUGGAUAUGGCUGUCGUCUCUCCAGCCUCCGUUCCUGGCUCUUAUCAGCAUCCUGGGAGUGGUGGGCAACAUUCUGGUCCUCUGCGUGUUCUGCCUCCAGCGGAAGCCGUGCACCGUAGCUGAUGUGUAUCUAGGCAACCUGGCAGCUGCAGACCUCAUUAUGGUCCUGUGUUUGCCCUUCUGGACGGUCACCAUCGCCCAUGGCUAUCAGUGGAACUUUGGUCAGCUGCUCUGCAAGGUGAUCAACACUGCCAUUUCGAUGAACUACUACUGCAGCAUACUCUUCCUAGUGUUAGUCAGCAUGGACCGCUACCUCGCCUUGGCCAAACCCAUGAAUCCCAGUAAGCUCAGAAGCCCCAAAUGGGCCAAGCGUAUCUGUGUGGUGAUUUGGGUGGUGGGAUUCAUGUUUAGCCUCCCAACUCUGCUCUUCCGAAGAGUAGGUUCCUUUCCACUCAUAGGGGUGGAUGCCUGUUAUCUACAAUACCCUCACCCAGCCUGGGUGCUCCAAUGGAACCUAACAAAAAACUUGAUUGGAUUCCUGGUUCCGAUGCCAAUUAUUUCACUUUGUACUUUUCACACGGUCAAAGCGCUUAAAAACCGUGGUCUGGUGAUUCAACCGAGAGUUCAAAUGGAGAGGAAGGCCGCUCGGCUGGUUCUGGCGGUCCUCGUCGUGUUUCUCCUCUGCUGGACACCCUUUCAGUUGUUCCGGUUCCUAGAAACUCUUCACUACUUUCAGCUCUUUUCUGGGUGUCUCUGGGAGGACAUAUUGCAAAUAGGCAACCAGCUGGCUACUUAUUUAGGGUAUAGCAAUAGCGCUAUAAACCCUUUCUUGUACGUCAUUGUAGGGAGCCACUUCAGGAAGAGAGCUCAAGGAGUUUUUCAGGGUCUCUUGUAUUCUAGACGGAAGAGCAACUCCUCGGUGAUCAUAAAUGUUACUGUUAUCAGCAAGUGCAGUAACAGUGUUAAAGAUAACAGAAUAACACCGGUGGAACUGGGAGCUGUAUAUCCACCCAUCAAACCUCACAUGAUGUGUAGAUCAUUAUGAAGAGGGAAAGAAGCUUGACUGGUUGAGGUUGAGGGUUUGAUUGGUAACACUUUAUUUUGAUGGUCCCCCAACAGACUUCUUAACACCCUGCUAAUACUCUAAUGAGAGCAGAGCUGACAUAUAGUUUCAAAGAUAGAAAGUAACAAGUGUGUAAAAUUGACCAUCAAAACAAAGUAUACCCAUUUGAUUACAAUUGUGCAAUCCUGUUUUCCUUUCCUCACACCUUCUCCUUUUGUUUUAGCUGAGGUGAAUAUUUUCGCUCGUGUGGCAUGUGAAUGAUUACUGAUGAUUUUGCACUAAAAUGUUUUAAAAAUAGUUUUGUAUUUAUUACUGAUUGUAUUACGGUUACUGUUUACAUUAUAAAGACCUUGUCUCAGAGGACCACCGGGACAAGACCACAGGAAACAGAUGAUUCUUCUGCACAAUCUGACUUUGCUGCAGUCUAGAAUUGAACUACUGGUUCUGUCUGGUCAAAGGAGAACUGACCCCCUAAACUGAGCCUGGUUUCUCCCAAGGUUUUUUUCACCAUUCUGUCACCGAUGGAGUUUCGGUUCCUUGCCGCUGUCGCCUCUGGCUUGCUUAGUUGGGGUCACUUUAUCUACAGCGAUAUCAUUGACUUGAUUGCAAAUAAAUGCACAGACACUAU